GCCGAAGUGAGCCGCCGGUGGCGCUGCUCCCUUUAAACAGGCUGCUCUCCGCAGUUUUUCCAGCCGCUCUUUGUUCAUGACCUGCUCCCUACGACGCGUUUCCCCUUUAAGGUGAUGUCGGACACGGCAACGCGUUAUUUAAUUAUUUUGUGUCAUGUCGGCAGGCAGAAACUUGGACCGAACAACAAAAGCCAGCGACGGUAGGAGGAGGGGAGUGUAGCAUCCCCGGCGGGCAUCAUCACAUGUCGGAGCGGCGGAGAGGCUAGCGGUGCUCGGGACUAGCUCGGUCCGGUGUCCUUGCUCGUGUCAGCGGCCAGCAGCGGCUCUUCAGAGACUCCAGCAGUUUGUCCGGUACAGAAAUGUCUGCCCAUGCUGCAGACUGGCACCGAGGCGCAGAGGAGAUCCGGUGAAUGCGGCGAAACUCGUGUUUAGGAUGUUCGGCAGAGACCAGUAGGAUUCGGGCUCACAUUUAGCAGCGUUUUAACGGAGUUUUCCCACAACUCUUACCAACCUUCUCCUCCACCUGCACCUUCAGCGAUGACAUCCCCAGACUCGCCGCCGUUGGUCUCCCCAUCCCCGUGUCCCGCUCCCCCUCCAUCCCUCCCCUCCUCCCCCGUGCCCUCCUCCCCCGCCCCGUCCUCCUCGUCCAUCCCGGCCCCGCCGUCGCUGCCUCCCACGGGCGAGGUGAUGGUGCUGGCGCUGGGCAGGAAGAAGCAGAGGGUGCUGAUCGCCCUCUCCAUCCUGCCCAACCUCUUCCUGGCCUUCCUGCUGUCCUCGGACCCCCUCAUCACCCUCUCCCCUCACCACCACUGCCACCUACCGGGCCCGUUGCCUUCGCCGGAGGUGCUGAAUGCCUCGCUGCCGUGGGAGAAGGGGGAGAGGCCCGGGGACAGCGGGGCCCCGUCCCAGUGUAAGCAGUACGCCAACGGCAGCCAGGCAGCUGUGGUGGACUGCGAGGCUGGAUGGGACUACAACGUGACGGAAGGGCUGAAGAACAACAUCGUUACUGAGUGGGACCUGGUGUGUGGUCAGUACUGGCUGGUCCCAGUGGAGGAGGUGUGCUUCAUACUGGGCGUGUUGACUGGCUGCCUCGGCUUAGGCUACGCCGCCGACAGGUUGGGCCGAUCUAAGACCCUGCUGACCUCUCUGACCCUGUCGGUGGUGUUUGGAGUGCUGGUGUGCGUCUCUCCGUACCCUUCUAUCUUCAUCGUCAUGCGUUUCUGUCUGGCUGCUGCUAGUGCAGGAGUCUAUCUCACUCUGUAUAUCACCCGCCUGGAGCUGUGUGAGCCGUCUCUCAGGCUGGUGGUGACCAUGAUGGCUGGACUGAUGACUGUAGCUGGAGAGCUGCUGCUGCUGGCUGUGGCCCUCGGGUGCCAGUCCUGGAGGGGCCUGCUGGGAGCUGGAGCCGCCCCGUUAACACUCUUUCUCAGCUACGGGGUUCCUGGUGUGUUUCCAGAGUCUCCUCGCUGGCUCCUUCUGUCGGAACGAUCUGCCGACAUGAACGCGUUCAGCGAGAGAAGAAACUCCAACAGAGACGUGAGGGACGAUGAAAGCUUCACAGAGCUGGAUUCAGAGCCGGCCCCCUCCUCACGCCCCCACCUGUCCUUCCCUGAGCUCUUCCACAGCAGGAACAUCUGGAAGAACAUGUGUGUGCUCGGCUUCACCUCAUUCAUCUCUCACGGCAUUAGUCACUGCUACAGCUCUUUCCGAGGUGACGUCAGAGGCACCGCCCCCAGCUUCUACUGGACCUACCUGCUCUCUGUGUGUGCGGGGGGCGGCGCCUGGCUGUUGCUCUGGGCGACCGUGGACAGGUGCGGUCGCCGUGGCAUCCUGCUCCUCUCCAUGACGAUGACGGGCCUCGCUUCUUUGAUCCUCCUGGGACUCAUGGAGUAUCUCAGUGAGACGGCCAUCACGGUGUUCUCAGUGCUGGGUCUCUUCUCUUCUCAAGCCACCGCCUCCCUCUGCAUCCUCUUCACUGCAGAGAUCAUGCCCACCAUCAUCAGUUUCACUCGGUCGUCUCUGUGAUGGACAGUGGCCCUGACGCCUCGUUCCAGAUGUUUAGGAUGUAGAUCUUCAUCCUCCAGCUAUCACCUUUCAUCUCAGUGUCCAUGCUGCCCUUCUUUCCUUCUAUGCAUUUGCUUUCUUUCUUCUUUUGAGCCUUGUGAGGUUGAGUUUGGCUCUUGUUUGUGAAAUCUGUCCUCAUGCCAGGUCUCCGUGGUGCUGUGGAGACCAAGGUGUUGACUUGGCCUCCUAAUUCCUUCAAAUUCAAAUGCAACGUCAUGUUCCUUUAACCGUCUCUGAACAAUGUCUGCAGUGUGUCAGGGAGUAUUAUCCUGCUGAAAGAGGGCACUUUGUAGGUGAUUUUACUCAUAUCAGAAUCAACAGUUUAAGACCUUGAGGCAUAUUUGUGAUAUUGGGUUAUGUAAAGACAUUUGAAGUAACAGUGAAUACACACAAGUAUUACAUGAAAGAGUCUACAUGUUACUGAAAUCAGUGUAGUUUAUUGUCAUUAUAAGUAACAGACAGUUUGUAUGAAUUUUACAUGUGCGUUAGUUGAAGGAUUUCCAAAUAUUACAAUGAAAUCGGGCUGUAAAACCAUUUCUGUUGGGUUGAUAUUUUGAGAAUAAUGACAGCAUAACUCUAAAGCUUCAGUUUGACCACAACUCAGUGUGAACUGCUGUUAAAUCUCUCUAAUCUGUUUUGGAAAUCCCUCUCGCUCUCUGUGAAAAUCUGAUCUGCCAGCUGGCAUGGAGGUGAAGCUGUCCAAGAGGCUGACCACCAACCUACAACACAAUAAGAAGAAAAUCAGUAGCAGAGGCACGUAACGGAGAGAGAGAGAGAGAACUUUACAGUAUUUUUUCAACUGAGGAGCUCUUUCACAAUGAAACAUACAGAGUAACAGCGACACAAGCAGCAAAACACCUGAUGAUUCAAACACUAAGAGAGGGACUGAGAUGUGCAACGUGAUCGAGGAGACGAGCUGCAGCACCUCAGAUGGGAAUGAAGGCAGCUGGCUACUAACCAACCAGGACUCUUUUACAACUAUCAUAAAAACUAAAAAUUCCAACAAUAAUCCUAAAAAGAGAGACUAUACAUAACGACGUGUGUUCUACCUAUAAUAUAACACUGCAGCGUUUUGGCCUUACUAUGUGAAACACCCUGAGACACCUUAUGUUAGGUUAUGUUGCUGUUAUAGCAAUAAAAUGGAACUGAACUGAAACGGAAUGUGAAGGAUCACAACAUACAUUUGAUAGUCUUUAAACCUCCCAGUGGAAUUUUUUGCUCAUUUUGUUUAUUAAUUCCAAAGUUUCUGUGUACAAUUUGUAUAAAAAAAGAACAGACUGAUGUAUAAUAUAUUAAAAUUGAUCAUGUUUUGACACCUUACAAACUGAAUAGAAUCAGGAUGAAGUAUAGUAAUCAUAAAUGUUAUUCAUAACUGUGUGUACUAUAAAAAAACACAGCAGGGAUCACAUAUACAAUAAACAUAUACCGCUAAAGCUUUGCACCUAAAUAAACUGUCAGUGGGUUCAAGGUCAACAGAAGGAGACAAUGUCCAAGAAAAAGACGUCUCAGUUUACAUCUCAUCGUCAUGGUGAAGAGCAGAAACAAUAGAGUCAACACUUGUGGGCAGGAUCAGACGUGCUGCAGUGUUUCAAGUUCAAGCUAAUAAUUACUGAGUUUUUAGUUUUCUUUACUGAGUUAAGACUGAGUGAGUAACCUUUAUCUGACACAUUGUGUGAAAUACUGAGCUCUGCAAAAUGCUGCCAACUUGACUGAAAGCACCUAAAUAUAAAAUAUUUCAGAGAAUAAUGUAAUAAAGAGUAAUUACCUCUAUUUCUGUCAGAUGGAGCUCUUCAGAGGUCUCAUUCAAUACUGAGGGGAUUGAUGGCAUUUGGUUUCCUGCCUACCAGAGAGAGUUUCAGGCUACAUGCAGAUCUGAAAGGAUUCUAAGACAGGUUUAAUCUGUGUAAGCACAAUACAUUUUACAAUAAUAACUAUUACUGAUAUUCAGUGAGACGUUCCUUUGGAGUUUAAUUAAUAUCAAGGAGAAACCAAAGACACACCACACAUUGAUGUAGAGUUUAAAAAAGUUUCAAAAAUAAAAAAUAAAAAGUGAAUUAAUUUGCAUUACCGCAUACAGUGAUGCAAAAAAAGUUUUUUGGACACCCUUAAAAUUUUACACAAUCUCAAAUAUUAUCAUGAAAUGUUUGUGGAAACAUAAUUUUUGUGCUUCAAAAGGUAUUAGAAAUACAAAUUGUAUAUGUUUUUUGUUUAAU
Amphiprion ocellaris (clown anemonefish) is the source of this 4277-nucleotide messenger RNA. It is a transcript of the gene slc22a17, whose product is annotated as solute carrier family 22 member 17. The coding region runs from base 538 to 2025 and encodes 495 amino acids. Gene Ontology annotation, biological process: transmembrane transport. NCBI's taxonomy places the organism in Eukaryota, Metazoa, Chordata, Actinopteri, Pomacentridae. The transcript has 10 exons. Gene Ontology annotation, cellular component: membrane. Gene Ontology annotation, molecular function: transmembrane transporter activity. The record is from RefSeq and is a predicted model, not a curated record.